GGUCUAACAUUCUGAAGAUUUUCUUCAAAAUGUUUUUGCAACUUGGAUACAAGUUUUUCUACCUAGGAAGGAAGAAAUGAUUUUGAAGUACAUUAAAGAAAUUAUUUUCCCCUCCAUGACACUGCUUGGCACUCUGGGAAACAUGUUUGUUUCUGUGAAUUAUAUCUUCAGUUGGUGGGGAAGUCCUGAGAAGAAACCCAUACAUGUUAUUCUGAUCCACCUGGCUUUUACAAACAUCCUAAUCCUUCUUACAAAAGGAUUGCAAAAGACAGUAGCAGCUUUUGGUUUGAGAAACUUCCUGGAUGACAUAGGUUGUAAGAGCAUUGUUUACCUGGAGAGGGUGGCCCGGGGCCUCUCCAUCUGCACCAGCAGUCUCCUCACUGUGGUCCAGGCCAUCAUCAUCAGUCCCAGAGCAUCUAGGUGGGGGAGGCUCAGGCCAAAGUCUGCAUGGCACAUCCUUCCACUCUUCUCAUUCUUUUGGAUACUCAAUGGUUUAAUAAGUAUGAACCUAAUCCAUUCCAUCACAGGUACAGGUUUUAAUAUAUCACAGCUUGAGAAUAGUGACAGCUAUUGCUAUUUUAUGCAAGAAAGUCAGGGAAUAAAAUGGAUUGUUCUCCCUCUCAUGGUCCUGAGAGAUGCAGUGUUUCAGGGCGCCAUGGGAGGGGCCAGUGGCUACAUGGUAUUUCUUCUCCACAAGCACCACCAGCAUGUCUUCUACCUUCAGAACUCCAAGCUUCUCUACAGAACUCCUCCUGAGCUGAGAGCUGCUCAAAGUGUCCUCCUUCUGAUGCUCUGUUUUGUUUUCUUCUACUGGGCAGAUUGUGCAUUUUCUCUAAUUUUAAGUCUCUCUUCAAGGGACAAAACCUUGAUGGAAAAUACUCAAGAAUUUCUGGCCCUUGGUUAUGCAAGUUUUAGCCCUUUUGUGCUGAUUCACAGGGAUGGGCUUCUGGUUGAUUGUUGGCAUGCUCAGUGGGAGAAAUUGAGAAAAUGUCACUUUCAUUUAAAUGUCCAAUAGGUGUCAGAGUAAACUCAGUUGUUCAGUAUUGUGGGUAAGACAAAGUU
Mus caroli (Ryukyu mouse) is the source of this 1062-nucleotide messenger RNA. The record is from RefSeq and is a predicted model, not a curated record. NCBI's taxonomy places the organism in Eukaryota, Metazoa, Chordata, Mammalia, Rodentia, Muridae.